Molecule: messenger RNA, 2951 nt
Organism: Wasmannia auropunctata (little fire ant)
Lineage: Eukaryota; Metazoa; Arthropoda; Insecta; Hymenoptera; Formicidae
Gene: Vps35
Product: vacuolar protein sorting-associated protein 35
Exons: 12
Coding region: 125-2563 (812 amino acids)
Biological process (GO): retrograde transport, endosome to Golgi; intracellular protein transport
Cellular component (GO): late endosome; retromer, cargo-selective complex; retromer complex
Source: RefSeq, a predicted model, not a curated record
UAUCAGCUAUAUACUUCGGCAUUCCAUGGAACUCUGGCGGAGUCGGGCGUAUCUGAUGUCCUGUCAAUCAAAGUCGCCAAGGCGUGUGUGCGACAAAUAAUUGUGUAUAUUUCUUCUCAAGACAAUGGUAUCUUUGUUUUUCUCGCAGCCAAUGACACCCGCUAUAUCAGGCAUGGAGGAACAGGAGAAAUUGCUGGAGGACGCGAUCGGCGUGGUGAAGGUCCAGGCUUUCCAGAUGAAGCACUGCCUGGACAAGACCAAACUAAUGGACGCGCUGAAACAUGCCUCUACCAUGCUGGGAGAACUCAGGACCUCUCUUCUGAGUCCGAAGAGCUACUACGAAUUGUACAUGGCAAUCACGGAUGAGUUGCGGCACCUGGAGCUCUAUUUGUUGGACGAAUUUCAAAAAGGGAGGAAAGUUACGGAUCUCUACGAAUUGGUACAAUACGUUGGCAAUAUUGUGCCCAGACUCUAUUUACUUAUCACUGUUGGACUGGUUUACAUCAAGACAACGCCGGGCUUGAAAAGAGAUCUUCUGAGAGACCUCGUGGAAAUGUGUAGAGGCGUGCAGCAUCCACUGCGCGGUCUGUUCUUAAGGAAUUAUCUGUUGCAAUGCACGAGGAAUAUUUUGCCAGACGUUACCGAGGGCGACGAUGAAGAUGGAACUGUUCGCGACAGCAUAGAUUUUGUUCUGAUGAAUUUUGCUGAAAUGAACAAAUUGUGGGUACGUAUGCAACAUCAAGGUCACAGUAGGGACAAAGAAAGAAGAGAAAGGGAAAGAGAGGAGCUCAGAAUUCUAGUCGGAACAAAUCUUGUACGACUCAGUCAACUGGAAUCUGUAACGUUGGAUAAAUAUAAAAAGCUUGUAUUACCAGGAAUCUUGGAGCAAGUUGUUAGUUGUAGGGACGCAAUAGCACAGGAAUAUCUUAUGGAGUGUAUAAUUCAAGUCUUUCCCGAUGAAUUCCACUUACAAACGUUGAACGCGUUUCUGAAGUCCUGUGCGGAAUUGCAAAAUGGAGUGAAUGUGAAAAACAUAAUUAUAUCGUUGAUCGAUCGACUUGCAGCCUUCAGUCAACGGUCCGACGGUGUAGGUGGGCCGGGAAGUCCAAACCAAGUGCCAGGAAUUCCACAAGACGUCAAAUUGUUUGACGUAUUUAGUGAUCAAAUUGCAACUAUCAUACAGACGAGACAAGAUAUGCCUCCCGAGGAUAUAGUGUCCCUCCAAGUGGCACUCAUAAACUUGGCACACAAGUGCUAUCCCGAUCGCGUAGAUUACGUGGAUAAAGUCUUGCUUACAACGGUUCAAAUAUUCCAGAAACAAAAUGUCGAUAAGUUGGAGUACAAUAGUGCUGUUUCACGAGAACUAGUUAGAUUAAUGAAAAUUCCCGUAGACAAUUACAAGAAUAUAUUAACUGUUCUUAAGCUCGAGCACUAUGCGCCCCUUUUGGAGUAUUUCGAUUAUGAGGGCAGGAAGUCACUGGCUAUAUACAUAAUAACGAAUAUUCUGGAGAACGAAACGUUGAUUCCGAUGCAAGAGCAAGUGGACGCAGUGCUCUCGAUGGUGACCUCCCUGGUUCAAGAUCAGCCAGAUCAGCCCAAUAUAGAGGAAGAUCCCGAAGAUUUUGCCGAGGAACAGGGAUUGCUUGGUAGACUAAUACAUCAUUUCAAAUCGGAAACGCCGGACCAGCAAUAUAUGAUACUGAGCGCUGCGAGGAAACAUUUCAGCGCUGGCGGUAACAAAAGAAUAAAAUUCACUCUACCACCCAUAGUUUUCCAAAGUUAUCAAUUAGCCUUCACGUACAAAGCAUUGAAGGAUCAGGAUGACAUGUGGCAAAAGAAGUGUCAAAAAAUUUUCCAGUUCUGCCACACGACCAUCACAGCGUUAAUGAAGGCCGAAUUAGCCGAGCUACCCUUACGACUAUUUCUGCAAGGCGCAAUAGCGAUCGGCGAGAUUCGUUUUGAUAAUUUCGAAAUGGUUGCUUACGAGUUCAUGAGCCAGGCGUUCUCGAUAUACGAGGACGAAAUAAGCGACUCGAAGGCACAGCUCGCAGCGAUCACCUUGAUCAUUGCCACAUUCGAGCAAAUGAGUUGCUUCGGCGAGGAAAACGCAGAGCCUGUACGCAAUCAGUGCGCUUUGUAUGCCAGCAAAUUGUUGAGGAAGCCUGAUCAGUGUCGGGGAGUCGCCACUUGUUCGCAUAUAUUUUGGUCUGGAAAGUCUUUGGCUACAGGCGGGAAAGAGAUGCAAGAAGGUGGUAAAGUAUUGGACUGCUUGAAAAAAGGUAUUAGGAUAGCGAGCCAGUGCAUGGACACGUCUGUGCAAGUACAACUGUAUGUGGAGCUGCUGAAUCACUACAUUUACUUCUACGAAAAAGGAAACACAGCUGUAACCGUGCAAAUAUUGAAUCAAGUGAUUGCGAAAAUUAGAGAGGAACUUCCCAAUCUGGAAGCGAGCGAAGAAACCGAUCAAAUACAGAAACAUUUAGCAAAUACGUUAGAGCAUUUAAGAAAUAGGAUGGAAUCGCCAGACUCCGAUGGACUCUCUUAUCAAGGUCUUGUCCUUUAACAGAGCGGGAUCGAUUCAUUGUAAUUUUGUAAAUAAAAUAUUUCUAUAAUAUAUAUAGGCAAUAUUGUAAGUUGGUUGCACCAAUUGCAGUUAAUAUUGAUUCUGAUUAAUCUUAUUCUCAUUCUACAUUUUCUCAAACAGGAUUUAUAAAUUAGAAAUGGAAAAAUGGAAGAUGAAUAACUAAAUCAGGAUCAAUUUGUUGCGAUUGUUGUUGCAAUUCAUAUGAGAUCAAUAGUUAUGAGAUUAUUUCUUAACUGGAUAUAGAUGUUUAAAUUAUAUAAAUUGCCUACACACGAAAUGAUUUGUCAACGAUAUAUCAAGCGUACAUAUUGGACUUAAUUAAUAGAAUUAUAUGUAUACUUGUUUUAAUAAAGAUUUAUUACAUAUA